GCCUGUGUUAGAGCUGUGCUCACUAAUCUAUCUCUCUCACAUUCACAUUCUUCUUCUUCUUCUUCUUCAAUCUCUCUCUUUCCUUAGGAAGAAGAACAACUCAACAAAGCAAUGAGUUCAAUGAUGGAGACUCUCCAGAUUCGUAAACCCACUUCUCUCCCCGUUUCUCAACGCCCUAGCUCCUCCACCGCUGAAGAUGAGCCUGGUCUCAUCCGCCGUCGUCUCUCUUCUCUCUCCCUAAACCUUUCAAACCAACCAGCGGCGAUAGCAGCUAGGUUCCCGAGAUCCAAAUCUGUCUCGGCCAUGGGAGAGCAAGCAGGGAGCUCUGUGAAAGAAUGGUGGGAAUGGGGAUGGUCGUGGAUCCUGUCAAGAAAACCUAUAUUCAUCAGAGAUCUUGAGCUUAACAAAGACGAAAUUAAAUCUAUUGGUUCUCAAAACAGAGGAAGUAUAAUGCACGUCUUCUUCAAGCUCCGGUCUCAGAUCCGUAACCUCAUGGGUUCUUCUUCCUCUGAUUCUCUUCCUCUUUCUUGCAAAUACAAGCGUCAACGAUAAACAUAUAUGAUUCUUGAUUCUUGAAGCUUGCUUCACAUGGGGUUUGAGAUUUUGUGAUUUGUCACUUCUUCUUCUUCUUCUUCUUUACAUUUUACGCAAUGGAGUAUUAUAUUUCUAAAUUUGAAUGUUGUAUUUUGCCUAGAUCAUUAAUCAAUUUAUUUAUUUUUAUUUUCA
Messenger RNA from Capsella rubella, 726 nucleotides. RefSeq lists its product as uncharacterized. NCBI's taxonomy places the organism in Eukaryota, Viridiplantae, Streptophyta, Magnoliopsida, Brassicales, Brassicaceae. The transcript has a single exon. The record is from RefSeq and is a predicted model, not a curated record. The coding region runs from base 112 to 552 and encodes 146 amino acids.